CGCAGCAGUAAGCUUGCAGACAUGGGUGAUGUAGAGUUUGAUACCAGCAUCAAAUCCGAAGUAGCGGAUAACGAAGAAUCCAUAGAUGCACUCAAAGGAAGGAAGCCAUCAGCCAAAAAGCUUCCUCGUAUUGACUCACUGAGUCUGGAGGCAGGAAAUGUGUCGAAUAUCCGAGCACACGGUGCUAAGGCGAGUUGGGCAAUCACAUUGCAUCUUGCUUUCCAGAGCAUUGGGGUCGUCUACGGAGAUAUCGGGACUUCACCCCUGUAUGUGUAUGCAAGCACCUUUACCGACGGGAUCAAACAUCAAGAUGACAUACUUGGUGUCCUGUCUCUCAUCCUCUACACUCUAUUUCUCAUACCGUUGCUGAAAUAUUCCUUUAUUGUACUGUGGGCUAACGAUAAUGGAAACGGAGGGGCAUUUGCUCUAUAUUCCUUGAUAUCACGGUAUGCGAAGAUAAGCCUGCUACCAAAUCAACAGGCUGAAGAUGCAAUGCUCUCCAAUUACAAGUUACAGACACCAUCAACGCAAAUGAAGAGGGCUCAGUGGAUCAAAGAGAAGAUGCAGAACAGUAAAGCGGCUAAAGUCACCCUUAUUUUUCUAACAAUUUUAGGUACAUCCAUGAUCAUGGGUGACGGUGUCUUAACUCCAUGCAUCUCUGUGCUUUCAGCAGUAAGUGGGAUUCAACAGAAAGCAACUGGCUUGACUGAAGGCAAAAUUGCAAUUAUUUCAAUUAUCAUUAUGAUCAUGCUAUUUUCCGUUCAACGCUUUGGCAUAGAUAAAGUGGGUUAUGCAUUUGCUCCUGUAAUCCUACUUUGGUUCAGUCUUAUUGGUGGUAUUGGGGUGUAUAACUUAAUCAAGCAUGACGUGAGAGUUCUGCGUGCAUUUAAUCCAAUGUAUAUAAUAGACUAUUUCAAGAGAAAUGGAAAACAAGGAUGGCUCUCUCUUGGAGGUGUUGUGCUUUGCAUUACAGGGGCCGAAGCUAUGUUUGCUGACCUGGGCCACUUCAAUGUUAGAGCCAUUCAGAUUAGCUUCACUGGAGUUUUGCUCCCUGCAGUAUCACUAGCAUAUAUUGGGCAAGCUGCAUAUCUAACAAAAUUUCCAGAAAAUGUUGCUGAUACUUUCUAUAAAUCACUUCCAGGUCCACUAUUCUGGCCGACAUUUGUAGUAGCUGUUGCCGCUGCCAUCAUUGCAAGUCAAGCUGUGAUAUCUUGUGUAUUUUCAAUCAUAGCACAGGCCCAAACUCUAGGUUGCUUCCCAAGAGUGAAGGUUAUCCACACUUCUGCUAAGUAUGAAGGGCAAGUGUACAUUCCUGAAUUAAACUUUGCGCUGAUGAUCGCUUGCAUAAUAGUUACGGGGACCUUCAGAACUACUGAAAAUAUUGGACAUGCCUAUGGAAUCGCGGUUCUUUGUGAUAUGACAAUCACAACACUCUUGGUGACUCUAAUAAUGCUCGUCAUAUGGCAAAAGAGCAUUUGGCAAAUAUUAUUGUUCUUCACUGUGUUUGCUGGAGCAGAGCUGACAUAUCUAUCUUCAGUCCUAUCCAAAUUUACCCAAGGUGGAUACCUACCACUGGUCUUCUCUUUUUUCCUGAUGCAGAUAAUGGCUAUAUGGCACUAUGUGCAUGUAAAAAGGUACAUGUUUGAGGUUGAGAACAAGAUCUCCAGCAGUUAUAUAAAAGAUGUGGCUCUUAGCAAGGACAUAAACAGAAUAUCUGGAAUUGGAUUUCUAUAUUCGGAACUAGUUGAAGGCAUUCCUCCAAUCUUUGCCCACUUUAUCGAGAAAGUACCUUCCAUUCAUUCAGUCUUGGUGUUUGUUUCAGUGAAACACAUUCCAAUCCCUAAAGUAGAGAUCCAGGAACGUUUUCUUUUCAGACAAGUGGAGCCAAAAGCAUCUAAAAUUUAUCGAUGUGUGGUGCGCUAUGGGUAUAAAGAUGCCAUAGAAGAAUCCAGGGAGUUUGAAAGCAUGCUAAUUGAUCAAUUAAAGAACUUCAUCCACAAUGAAUACUUCAUUAUGGGAAGUUGGCGAGCAAGGCAAAGCAGUCGUGUGCAAGCGGAAGUAAGUUCAAAAGGAUCUUCCCUAGUGCAUGUGGAGGAAAACAUGAUGGUAGAGAAUUCACCUCGUGUUUCUUCAGGAUCAAUACAGGCAGCAGCCGGCAAUCAACAAGCAAGCAUUACUGCCCACAUUCAGAGUGUUGAAGAUGAGAAACAGUUUGUUCAGAGAGAGAUGGAGAAAGGGGUAGUGUAUCUAUUAGGAGAAACUGAAGUCGUGGCAGGAAACAAUUCUUCUUUUCUAAAGAGAGUAGUCGUCAACUACGUCUACAGCUUUAUGAGGAAAAACUUCAGGCAGGGAGGAGAUGUUAUGAUGAUUCCUCGCAGUAGGCUGCUCAAGGUGGGAAUGACCUAUGAGAUAUAAGCUAACCGUCAUGCCCUGAAUUGUCUAUAUGUUUCUAUUUCUUGUACUUCUAAACCGGUGUGAUUAAUGUGAAAUGCAUAAUAAAUUCGUGCAGUUCUCUCCCUACAUGUUGCUUUGGUUGGUACCGGGUGAGGAGAACUAAAAAACACCUAGUGGAU
Molecule: messenger RNA, 2573 nt
Organism: Asparagus officinalis (garden asparagus)
Lineage: Eukaryota; Viridiplantae; Streptophyta; Magnoliopsida; Asparagales; Asparagaceae
Product: potassium transporter 5-like
Exons: 9
Coding region: 22-2415 (797 amino acids)
Biological process (GO): potassium ion transmembrane transport
Cellular component (GO): membrane
Molecular function (GO): potassium ion transmembrane transporter activity
Source: RefSeq, a predicted model, not a curated record